AUGAACCGUCUCGUCUGGGCCUCCACCACCCGCUCUCUCGCUCGCCCAGCAUGUCGCCGCUCAGCCUUGCAGUCGUUCGUGGAACAGCGCAGAAACGCGUCUCACUACAAUGCAGACAUCGCCGGCCUCAGCGAGGAGCAGGCAGAGUUCCGGGACGCAGUGGCGGAUUUUGCGGAACGUGAGGUCGCCCCGAGGGCAGCUGAGAUCGACAGGAGCAAUAACUUCCCGACUGACUUGUGGGAGAAGCUGGGAGAUAUGGGCCUCCUGGGUAUCACCGUCGCACCGGAGUAUGGCGGACUCUCUCUUGGAUAUUUUAACCAUACUCUUGCUAUGGAAGAGCUCUCCCGUGCAUCAGGCUCUGUCGCACUCUCUUACGGUGCACACUCAAAUCUUUGCGUGAACCAGAUUCAUAGAUGGGGCACGGACGCGCAGAAAGCGAAAUACCUACCAGACUUGAUAUCAGGCAAAAAGGUUGGCAGUUUGGCUAUGAGCGAGCCAGGAAGCGGCAGCGACGUCGUGAGCAUGAAGCUCAAGGCGGACAAAGUCGAUGGGGGCUGGAUUCUCAACGGAAACAAGUUCUGGAUCACCAAUGGCCCUACUGCAUCAACAUUGGUCGUGUACGCCAAGACAGCGCCAGAAAAGGCCUCGCGAGGGAUAACCGCAUUCAUCAUCGAGCGCGGGUUCUCCGGAUUCUCCACGCAUCAAAAACUGGACAAACUCGGAAUGAGGGGCAGCGAUACGUGCGAGCUCGUCUUUGAAGAGUGCUUCGUACCAGAGGAAAACAUCCUCGGGAAACUUAACGGAGGAGUUGAGGUGCUCAUGUCCGGCCUCGACCUCGAGCGCCUCGUACUCUCCGGAGGUCCCCUCGGGCUGAUGCAGGCGGCGUUCGAUUAUUCCAUCGAUUACAUCCACGAACGUAAACAAUUUGACAAGCCUGUCGGGACGUUCCAGCUGAUGCAAGGGAAGAUCGCGGAUAUGUACACGAAGCUGAAUGCUUCUAGGUCGUAUGUAUACGCGGUGGCGAAAAUGUGUGACGCAGGCAAAGUCAGCCGGCGGGACUGCGCGGGCGCACUCAUGUACGCUUCCGAUCGUGCUGUCGAAGUCUCUCUCGAGGCCAUGCAAUGCCUAGGGGGGAACGGGUAUAUCAAUGACUAUCCCACCGGCCGUUUCUUGCGCGAUUCGCGCCUAUACACUGUGGGCGCGGGCACGCAGGAAAUCAGGCGGAUGCUUAUCGGACGCGAGUUCAACGACGAGUUCAAACGGCGCGCAUCGUAA
This is a messenger RNA of Fibroporia radiculosa, 1275 nucleotides long. RefSeq lists its product as uncharacterized. The coding region runs from base 1 to 1275 and encodes 424 amino acids. Gene Ontology annotation, molecular function: flavin adenine dinucleotide binding; 3-methylbutanoyl-CoA dehydrogenase activity. Gene Ontology annotation, biological process: L-leucine catabolic process. The transcript is spliced from 10 exons. NCBI's taxonomy places the organism in Eukaryota, Fungi, Basidiomycota, Agaricomycetes, Polyporales, Fibroporiaceae. The record is from RefSeq and is a predicted model, not a curated record.